Molecule: messenger RNA, 1705 nt
Organism: Carassius gibelio (silver crucian carp)
Lineage: Eukaryota; Metazoa; Chordata; Actinopteri; Cypriniformes; Cyprinidae
Product: SLAM family member 5
Exons: 5
Coding region: 91-906 (271 amino acids)
Source: RefSeq, a predicted model, not a curated record
UCCUCCAAAGACCAUCUGCUCAGUUGAGUUUCAGGUUCAUCAUCGAGAGGACAACAACUCAACGCAAUAUCAACAAAUACAUUCAUCAGUAUGUGGCUUCUCAUCUUAUAUUUCAUCUGUAUAGAGGUGGGUGGAGAUGUUGAUGAUGCUGAAACAGUUAUAGUGAUGGAGAGAGGGGUUCUCAAUCUGCAACCUGGAGUUGAUGAUCUGAAGGGAGAUGUUCAGAUACUGUGGUCUUUUGAAAGUGGCAGACAAAAUACACGUGUCGCGCAGAUGCAUCAAGGGAAAAUGUACACUCAUUAUAACACGCAAUUCACUGGCAGAGUGCAGUUAGAGCAAACAACUGGAAUUUUAACCAUCUCAGACAUCAGGACUAAUCAGUCUGGACUGUAUGAAGCCUUAAUCAUCACCAGUGCACACAUCACAGCACAGAGAUACAUAGUUCAUGUUUAUGCACCCGUCUCUGUACCUUCCAUCAGGAGAAACUCAUCAGUGAGUGUGCACCAAUCAACAGGUACACAACACGAAACGGAGGAUUUCUGCUCUGUGUUCUGCUCGGUGAAGAAUGAUCGUGACGUGUCUAUCUCGUGGUAUAAAGGGAGUGAAAUAGUGAAUCAGAACAGCAAUCCUGAUCUCAGCAUCAACCUCAGUUUAUCAUUAGAUCUUCAUUAUAAUGAUUCAGAGACCUACAGAUGUACGGCUGUGAAUCCAGUGAGCAAUAAGAGCGUCCGUCUUCACAAGAAAGAGAUCUGCUCACCACAGGAAGAUUGUCUGGAUCACUGUGGCGUCACUGAGGCUCUGGUUCGUCUGGUUCUGUCUGGUCUGGUGGGAAUCACCGCUGUUGGAUUUCUUAUUGAACAUCUGAUGCUCUGCUCAUCUCAGAGAAGAGCUGCUGCUUCUGUGUGAUGGUGGUACUUUUGUUAGAUUAGAUUCUGCGUAAUUGCUAUUUACAUUCUCACUCUUAAAAUAUAGAUUUUGGUACUGUUGUAUUUUAUAACUGUGAACCAGUUUCUAUAAAACAAAAACAACAAAGAAGUUCUGUAAAAAUGUACAGUAGUAUGGCAUAUUUCGAUUAUGUAUUUCUAUUAUAACAAAGAGGCUUAUUCAUGUGGUCUGUUGUACAUCUAUUAUUUAAUUAGAGAAUGAAACUAAUGAAUGUAGUUUUAGAAAUAGUUCCUUACCUGAUUGGUUGAGCAGUGUUUAACUGGUAACUAGUGCCAUAUUUAGUGUGCAUAACAUUGCUGCAUUUUUUUGUUGUUAGACAAUAUACACAUAUUUUUUUUGCAUAUUUUUAUGUGGGGGAUUUAGAAUGUAAGAACUAGGAAUAGUUUACAAAAUGUAGUUUUUUCCUGUUUUAUUUAUUUAAUAGCACAUCUCUAAUGAUAAUUAGGGACACUAAUAUAAAAUCUGAUCAUUUCUUUAAUGAGAUGCAGAUGUUUUUCUCUGUAUGUUUACUUCCUGUUGUUACGUCAAAAGAAUCAGUUUAGCCAACACACAAGUUACUAACAGAAAGGAAAGCAUUUGAGAUGAUAAAAAUGUUUUUAUUUAAUCUUUCAGAUGUUUUGGUUCUGCUUCCAUCUUUUAAUCAAAUCAACUGUUAAUUCUGCAUAACCAGUUUUACUCUGAAUAUAUUUUUUGUAUGAUUAUGCAGAUUUUAAGAAAUACACUGUUGUAAAUCUCUUUAUUCAGAGAAGUUUAACAGAAU